AUGUCAAACCAUACAAAACCAUAUCAUGGUGACUGCUAUCUAGAUCAAAUAGAUCACAGGCGGGAGCUUAAGCAGCAGUUUUCCUUUCUAUCAAUGUUAGGCUUGGCUUUUGCCAUCCUGAAUUCAUGGACCGCAUUAUCAACAAGUCUAUCCAUCAGUUUACCCUCGGGUGGAAGUUCCUGUGUUGUCUGGGGGCUCAUCACAUCCGGAACCUGCAGCUUAUGUAUGGCUACCUCGCUUGCGGAGUUUCUUUCUGCAUAUCCAACCGCGGGAGGACAAUAUCACUGGGUUGCACUGAUAUCCUGGGAUAGCUGGAUGCCAAUCAUAUCAUGGAUAACCGGCUGGGUGAACUGUUCUGGCUGGGUGGCCCUAGCAGCUACUGGUGGCGUCCUUGGGAGCCAACUGAUCCUCGGCAUUGUUUCCUUGGUCAAUCCAGCAUACCAGUCUCAGACCUGGCAUCAGUUUCUGAUAUAUCUUGGGUACGCUUUUGCUGCUUUUACCAUGAACGCCACUGGUAACAGCCUAUUGCCCCACUUGACCAGAGCUGCGUUUAUCUGGUCUUUGAGCGGCUUUGCCAUCAUUUGUGUUGUGGUGCUGUCUUGCUCAGCCCCAAACUACAACUCGGCAGAGUUUGUUUUUCGCGGUUUUGUCAAUCAGACCGGGUGGCCCGAUGGGGUUGCCUGGUUACUGGGACUUUUACAAGGGGGUCUCGGCGUCACCGGCUUUGAUGCAGUAGCUCAUAUGAUCGAAGAAAUUCCGAAUCCAUCAGAAACAGGGCCACAAAUUAUGAUCGCUUGCGUCGGAAUUGGGACAAUAACAGGGUCCCUCUUUCUUGUUGUACUUCUCUUUGUGGCUGGUAAUAUCUCGGAAAUCAUUGAUUCUGCUGCAACGCCACUGCUGGCAAUAUUAAGUCGUGCCACCGGAAAUACCCCGGGGGCCAUUUGUCUCUUGAUGUUCCCCAUUAUUUGUGUUCUUUUUGCGGCAACAGCCAUCAUGACGACAAGUAGUCGCAUGAUAUAUGCGUUUGCUAGAGAUGGUGGACUUCCCGCCUCAUUCUUUUUCUCUCGGAUUCACCCGAAGCUCCAAGUCCCUCUCAAUGCGCUUUAUCUCAACUUGGUUCUCGUUAUCAUCUUCGGGUUCAUUCUACUAGGAUCAACCAGUGCUUUCAAUGCCAUCAUAUCAGCCUCGGUCGUGCUACUGGAUCUCUCAUAUGGGAUCCCCAUUGCAGUCCACUGUCUUCGAGGACGCAAUAUGCUUCCCGAGAGAACUUUUAUGCUUCCCAAUCUUCUUGGUUGGGCUUUGAAUAUCGUUUCGCUAUUAUACAUCAGCUUAACGACGGUACUUUUUCUCUUUCCACCCGGGUUACCUGUUACCGGCAGCAAUAUGAACUAUUGCGUUGUGGCAUUCGGUAUCAUCUUGAGUAUCUCGACCAUCCAGUGGUUUGUGGAUGGUCGAAAGAACUACUCAGGGCCUCGAGUGGAAGUGAUUGCGAGGAGCUAG
Messenger RNA from Penicillium cosmopolitanum, 1500 nucleotides. RefSeq names its product Amino acid/polyamine transporter I. NCBI's taxonomy places the organism in Eukaryota, Fungi, Ascomycota, Eurotiomycetes, Eurotiales, Aspergillaceae. Gene Ontology annotation, biological process: transmembrane transport. Gene Ontology annotation, cellular component: membrane. Gene Ontology annotation, molecular function: transmembrane transporter activity. The record is from RefSeq and is a predicted model, not a curated record. The transcript has 13 exons. The coding region runs from base 1 to 1500 and encodes 499 amino acids.